Morchella importuna is the source of this 1263-nucleotide messenger RNA. RefSeq lists its product as uncharacterized. Gene Ontology annotation, biological process: tyrosyl-tRNA aminoacylation. The record is from RefSeq and is a predicted model, not a curated record. Gene Ontology annotation, molecular function: tyrosine-tRNA ligase activity; ATP binding. The transcript has 4 exons. Lineage: Eukaryota; Fungi; Ascomycota; Pezizomycetes; Pezizales; Morchellaceae. The coding region runs from base 1 to 1263 and encodes 420 amino acids.
AUGGCAGCAAGCACCGCAGCAGAAAAGAUCGAACUGAUCACUCGAGGCCUCCAAGAAGUCCUCAAACUCAACAUCAUUGAGGAUGUAAUUAUAAAAGAAAACAGGCCUCUUAAGAUCUACUGGGGAACUGCACCCACCGGGCGCCCUCACUGCGGCUACUUUGUUCCCAUGGUCAAACUCGCCCACUUCCUACAAGCCGGCUGCGAAGUCAAAGUACUCCUCGCCGACAUCCAUGCCUUCCUCGACAACCUCAAAGCGCCGCUGGACCUCGUCGCCCACCGCGCAAAGUACUACGAGUACAUCAUCAAAGCGCUUCUGACGGCGAUCGGUGUUCCCAUCGACAAGCUCGUCUUCGUUCUCGGCUCAUCCUACCAGGUGACGCCAAAGUACAACAUGGACCUAUUGCGCAUGACGACCGUCGUCUCCGAGCACGACGCCAAGAAGGCUGGCGCGGAGGUUGUGAAGCAGGUGGAGAGCCCGCUGCUCAGUGGGCUGAUCUACCCAUUGAUGCAGGCGCUGGAUGAGGAGCAUUUGGAUGUGGAUGCGCAGUUUGGUGGCGUGGACCAGAGGAAGAUCUUUACAUUGGCAGCAGAGCAGCUACCUGGUGUUGGGUUCAAGGUGCGAGCGCAUUUGAUGAAUCCUAUGGUUCCUGGAUUGGCUGGAGGAAAGAUGUCAGCGUCAGACGCAAACUCAAAGAUCGACCUUCUCGACCCGCCAGAUGUCGUCAAGUCUAAGCUGAAGAAGGCUCAGUGCGCGCCCCGUGAGGUUGAAGGCAACGGAGUUUACAGCUUCGUUGAGUACGUCCUCUUCCCCAUCUCAGAGCUCGCCCACCCAGAGGGUAAGGGCAGCUUUGUCGUCAACCGUGACGAGAAAUGGGGCGGCCCUGUCACCUACAACAACACCGAGGAGUUGAAGGCGGACUACCUUGAAGAUAAGCUCUCCCCAAUGGAUCUGAAAAACGGAGUUCAGGAAGCGUUGAACGCCAUCCUAGCGCCGAUCCAAGCUGCGUACCAAGCCGAUGCAGAGUGGCAGAAGAUUGCGGACCUUGCCUACCCAUCUGAGGGCCUCAAGAAGGGAAAGAAGAAGGAGAAGAAGAUUGGCACAGGAUACGUUGCUAAGGACAAAAAGAACGCCACUGUGGCAGAGCAGGUUGCCGAUGGCGUGAUCAAGGCGCAGAAUGCAGUUCCAGAGGCAUUGGGAACUGAUGCUAAGGAUGCGCUGGACAAGUUGAAUCUGAGCGAAGAGACGGGGAAGAAGGAGUAA